Messenger RNA from Pangasianodon hypophthalmus (striped catfish), 2108 nucleotides. It is a transcript of the gene crhr2, whose product is annotated as corticotropin-releasing factor receptor 2. The coding region runs from base 250 to 1467 and encodes 405 amino acids. Gene Ontology annotation, cellular component: dendrite; plasma membrane; axon terminus. Lineage: Eukaryota; Metazoa; Chordata; Actinopteri; Siluriformes; Pangasiidae. Gene Ontology annotation, molecular function: G protein-coupled peptide receptor activity; peptide hormone binding; corticotropin-releasing hormone receptor activity. Gene Ontology annotation, biological process: adenylate cyclase-modulating G protein-coupled receptor signaling pathway; long-term synaptic potentiation; cell surface receptor signaling pathway. The record is from RefSeq and is a predicted model, not a curated record. The transcript is spliced from 12 exons.
CAUCCACCAGUCACGCCGUUUGGGUUGGAGCCGGUGUAUGUGUGUGCGCGCGUGUGUAUGCGUGUGUGUGUGUAUGCGUGUGCGUGUGUGUGUGUGUGUGUGUGUGUGUGCGUGCGUGUCGCGCGCGCUGGCAUCGCGCAGGAGCUUUAAAGCCGAGUUGAGCGCUCAGGAGGAGGAACACUGAGAGACCAGGCUCCCUGACUGUACAGUAUCUAUAAAAAACUCAGCCCCAGCAGCAGUGAGUGAUUAAUGGAGGUCAGUCUGCUGGAGCUGCUCAGUGUGGAGGUGAACUGCAGCCUCGCGGACGCGUUUGGAGACGCUGCGUACGGAAACGCGUCAGACGCUCUGUACUGCAACGCCACGGCGGAUGAGAUCGGCACGUGCUGGCCGAGCAGCGGCGCGGGGAGAGUGGUGGCGCGGCCGUGUCCCGACUUCAUCAACGGGGUCAAGUACAACAGCACCAGGAGCGCGUAUAGAGAAUGCCUGGAGAACGGCACAUGGGCUUUCAAGAUCAACUACUCCAGCUGUGAGCCCAUUUUAGAGGAAAAGAGAAAGUACCCAGUGCACUACAAGAUCGCUCUGAUCAUCAACUAUUUGGGACACUGCAUAUCUGUAGGUGCUCUCGUCAUCGCCUUCAUUCUCUUCCUGUGCUUGAGGAGCAUUCGGUGUUUGCGGAACGUAAUUCACUGGAAUUUAAUAACCACCUUCAUCCUGAGGAACAUCAUGUGGCUUCUGCUACAGCUCAUCGACCACAACAUCCACGAAAGGAACGAGCCGUGGUGUCGCCUCAUAACCACCGUCUAUAAUUAUUUUGUGGUGACGAAUUUUUUCUGGAUGUUUGUUGAGGGCUGCUAUCUUCACACGGCCAUCGUCAUGACCUACUCCACCGACAAGCUCCGGAAGUGGGUCUUCCUCUUCAUCGGGUGGUGUAUUCCGUGUCCGAUCAUCGUCGCGUGGGCCGUCGGGAAGCUGUACAACGAAAACGAACAGUGCUGGUUUGGAAAAGAACCCGGGAAAUACAUGGACUACAUUUAUCAGGGUCCUGUGAUUGUUGUUCUGCUGAUAAACUUCGUGUUCCUGUUCAACAUCGUACGCAUUCUCAUGACGAAGCUGCGAGCCUCCACCACGUCAGAGACCAUACAGUACAGGAAAGCGGUGAAGGCAACGUUAGUGCUGCUUCCUCUCCUCGGCAUCACGUACAUGCUGUUCUUCGUCAAUCCGGGGGAUGAUGACAUCUCACAGAUUGUCUUUAUUUAUUUCAAUUCCUUCUUGCAGUCCUUUCAGGGUUUCUUCGUCUCGGUGUUUUACUGCUUCCUCAACGGUGAGGUACGCUCUGCGGUAAGGAAACGUUGGCACCGGUGGCAGGAUAACCACGCCCUCCGUGUUCGGGUUGCCAGGGCGAUGUCCAUCCCAACAUCACCUACUCGCAUCAGCUUCCACAGCAUUAAACACACCACCGCUGUGUGACACACACACACACACACACACACACACAUAUCUUUACCAUAAGUGUGUAAUACUACAGUGUAAUGUUAGCAUACAGCUCUAACAGGUAACACACACACACAAAUACACCCUUACACACUCGGAACAGGAAACACACACCCUUACACAGCUGGAACAGGAAACACACACUGUUACACACUCAGAACAGGAAACACACAAAUACACCCUGGGAACAUGAAACACACACCAUUACACACUGGGAACAGGAAACACACACCAUUACACACUGGGAACAGGAAACACACACCAUUACACACUCGGAACAUGAAACACACACCAUUACACAGCUGGAACAGGAAACACACACUGUUACACACUGGGAACAGGAAACACACACCAUUACACACUUGGAACAGGAAACACACUCACCCUUACACACUCGGAACAGGAAACACACACCAUUACACACCUGAAACAGGAAACACACACCAUUACACACUCAGAACAGGAAACACACACCAUUACACAGCUGGAACAGGAAACACACACUGUUACACACUGGGAACAGGAAACACACACCAUUACACACUUGGAACAGGAAACACACUCACCCUUACACACUCGGAACAGGAAACACACACCAUUACACACCUGAAACAGGA